AGCUCACAUUCACAGCUCGACUGCGCACUCGGCACACAUCUGACCUUAUGAGAUCUCCUGACGGCGCUGCUCUCCGACUGUAGCAGUCCAGCGAGAGAAACUAACAUAUGAUUGUAAGUCCGUUCAGGAUGCCUGGAUCACUCCCUGCUGUUUGUGAGGCCUCAUGGCCUAAAGAUGUGGGAAUCAUCGCUAUGGAGGUGUACGUUCCCUCUCAGUACGUGGAGCAAGCGGAGCUGGAAGAGUUUGAUGGGGUCGGAGCGGGGAAAUACACGGUGGGGCUGGGCCAGGCGCGCAUGGGCUUCUGCUCGGACCGGGAGGACAUCAGCUCUCUGUGCCUGACGGUGGUGCAGCGGCUGAUGGAGCACAGCGGCCUGUCCUACCAGAGCGUGGGCCGGCUGGAGGUGGGCACAGAAACCAUCAUCGACAAGUCCAAGUCCACCAAGACCGUCCUGAUGCAGCUGUUCGAGGAGUCGGGCAACACUGACGUGGAGGGAGUGGACACCACUAACGCCUGCUACGGAGGAACCGCCGCGCUCUUCAACGCCGUCAACUGGGUGGAGUCCAGCUCCUGGGACGGUGCGCUUCUCAGGCACACUUUACUGACUUAUUUAAAAUACAAUUACAAUACAAAUACCAUGCUAGUCGGACCCAACGCCCCUCUGGCCUUCGAGAGAGGGCUUCGUGGGACACAUAUGCAACAUGCGUAUGAUUUCUAUAAGCCAGAUAUGGUGUCUGAGUAUCCAGUGGUGGACGGCAAGCUUUCCAUCCAGUGUUACCUCAGCGCUUUAGAUCGCUGCUACUCCAUCUACAGGAACAAGAUCCAUGCCCAGUGGCAGAGAGAGGGUCUUGAAAAGCAUUGUAGUCUUGAAGACUUCGGCUUCAUGGUGUUCCACUCUCCUUACUGUAAACUGGUGCAGAAGUCUUUGGCUCGACUAAUGCUCAACGAUUUCCUCUGUCAUCCCAGUCCAGACACAGAGAGCGGGCCCUUCAGCGGACUGGAAGCUUUCAGAGAUGUGAAGAUUGAGGACACUUACUUCGACAGAGAUGUGGAGAAGACCUUUAUGAAGGCCAGCUCAGAAGUAUUUGAGAAUAAGACAAAGGCGUCUCUCCUUAUAUCAAACCAGAAUGGUAACAUGUACACACCAUCAGUGUACGGCUGCUUGGCUUCAGUUCUCGCUCAACAUGCACCACAGCAGUUGGCAGGACAGAGAAUCGGUGUGUUUUCUUAUGGCUCAGGCUUUGCUGCUACGCUCUACUCCAUCAAAGUCACACAAGAUGCUACACCUGGAUCUGCUCUGGAUAAGUUGGUCUCCAGCCUGUGUGACUUGCAGGCCAGACUGGACUCCAGAAAGAAGGUUUCACCGGAUGUUUUUGCUCAGAACAUGAAGCUCAGAGAAGAAACCCACCAUUUAGCAAACUACAUCCCUCAAGGCUCGGUAGAGGAACUCUUCCCAGGAACAUGGUACCUCACUCGUGUGGACGAGAAGCAUCGCAGGCAGUACGCCAGGCGCUCGGUGAGCGAUGACAGACCGCUGGAGGCCGGACUCCUCGCUUCCAGCAUUGCGGCUGAGCAUAUUCCCAGCCCGCUUAAGAAGAUGCCCCGCAUCCCAGCUACCACAGCUGGCCCUGAGGUGCUCGUCAUUAGUAACGGGGACCAUUAAGUUUGCCUCUAUGAGGUGCUCACAAUGGCAGAUCACAUGGCCCCAGGACUUCUGCAGCCAGAUCACUUCUCAGUGAGUGAUGUGAAACUCAAAGCUUUUUAAUGUUCCAGGACAGACUCAGUUCGACCAUCACUGUGUUGAAGACGGUAGUUUGGAAACGAAGUGGUGAGCUCCCACAAACUGCCUCUCAGAGUCAUCUAUGCAGAUAUCCUGAAUUGUUUAAUCCUUUUAAGUUCAAAUAUCUACCUGUUGGCAUUUCACAAGCUCCGUGUUGUCUUAAACUAACCCUGUCAUUUAAAGCAGACGUUUUAAGACAGAAAAGAACAUCAAAACGUGAAUGUCUUGAAGAAGAGCGUCCCUCGUUGUUUUUAAUUGAUCUAAAUGCUGCAUGGCUCCGUUCUCGUCAGCUGACGGCUGUCUGUUUUUGCUAAAUUGUUGUCUUAUAAAACUCCUUUCUAGUCAGUCUUAUCACCAUGGCCAUGUCAGGGAAAUGUGCCUGGAUCACAUAAUAAUGAGCCAUUAACUUAAACUAUAUAGUCGCUGCUAAACGGGCUUCUGUUGGCAUUUAUGUCCUUCGAAAUGAGAAUCAUUUAUUUGAUAUUCAUUCUAGCCAAAGUAGAUGUGUUCAUUUAUAUGAACUCAGAUGAGGAAAAAGUCAUGAUUAUUGUAUAGAGGACAAAAAAAGUGAUGAUAACUUAGUGGCAAUGCUUUAAAAGCUAUGAAAUAAUAUAAUAAUCAAACUGGUAACAUCUUCAGGACAACAGACAGUUUUCGAGAUUAAAAUGAGAAAAAGCAUCCGAUUGUCAUGUCAGCUGUUCAACCAAAUUGUCAUCUUUUACUCACCCUCAUUUUGCUCCAAAUCCAUACACUCUCAGUAAAAAAGGUACAUAAUCUGUCAAUGGGGCAGUAUCUUUUCAAAAGAUACACCUUGGUACCUAAACGGUCCAUAUUGGUGCCAUAAAGGUACAUAUAAGUACACAUUAAUACCUAAAAGGUACAAAAGUGAUAGCCCAGUGACAGCUUUUGUACCUUUUUUCUCUGAGAGUGUAGGACUGACUGAGUUUUUUUUCCUUUUUUUAUUUUUUUUAUGCAACAUUAAAGAAUAUAUUUUGAAGAAUGUUGGCAACUAAACAGUUCUGGAUCCCAUUGACUUAUUGUAUGGACAAAAAAAAACAAAAAAAAGUUAACAGUGAAUGGGAACUGUAACUGUUUGGUUACCAACAUCCUUCAUAAUAUCUUUCAUGAUGCACAGAAAAAAGUCAGUUAUGCAGGUUUGGAACAACAUGAGUAAACGAUUAGAAAAAUGUAUUUUUGGGUGAACUGUCCCUUUAACUCACUCUAUAUCAACUAUAUGUAGAUCACAACUAACCCUGAUAUUUCUUGAUCUGUUGAAAACUUGCAAUCUGAAGAGAUUUCAUAUUAAUGUGAUCUUUUAUGAUCAAAUCUUUGACCUUUGAUUGUUCCAAAUGACAGAGCACUUCUCAGUAAUGAUAACUUGUUCAGAGAUUUAUCGAUUUCAGAUUUUAAUAUUAAUAAUACUGCGGUAUUGUAAAGGUUAGCACCUUAACACCUUGAUGUUAAAGGGUUUGUGGCAGAUUUACUAGACUAAAAGAAAAAAGAGGUAUUUUCAGAAAGAGAUUAUGCUUGAUUGCAUAAACACUGAUUGCAAAAUGGUAUUUCCUUUCCAAACAUUCUUCAAUCCGUGGGUUCAUGUUGACGUCUGAAUAACAAGAGCACGUCUGCUCCAAAUGCAUAUCCAUCCUUCGAGAAGCCUUAUACAUUCUAAUGUACAGAACACAAAAAAAUUCUAAAACUGUAUAGAGAUUUUCUCUCUCAUUCUGCUGCCAGGACAUGUUGACUGUAAAGUUAUAACUUGAAACAGCCAAUGUUUACAAGACGUUUCCCUCAUGUCAGUUCAUGCCAAUAAUUGGCAAGUAAUGUACAGCACUAACUUAUAUUUGUAGAUGGACAAAAAUCGGUAUCUGAUCAGGUGUAACGUGUACAAAACAAGCUGUUAGACAAUGUGUAUGUGGGAAUCUGAUCAUAUGUGAACUGAGGAUUAAAUGUUGAUUUGCUAAAGUCUCUGUUUAUUCUUUGACUCUGGAGGUUUGGAUUUUAAUGUUUUGUGUCCAU
Molecule: messenger RNA, 3794 nt
Organism: Sinocyclocheilus anshuiensis
Lineage: Eukaryota; Metazoa; Chordata; Actinopteri; Cypriniformes; Cyprinidae
Product: hydroxymethylglutaryl-CoA synthase, cytoplasmic-like
Exons: 10
Coding region: 108-1661 (517 amino acids)
Biological process (GO): acetyl-CoA metabolic process
Molecular function (GO): hydroxymethylglutaryl-CoA synthase activity
Source: RefSeq, a predicted model, not a curated record